Carassius auratus (goldfish) is the source of this 10597-nucleotide messenger RNA. RefSeq names its product mucin-2-like. The record is from RefSeq and is a predicted model, not a curated record. The transcript is spliced from 45 exons. The annotation marks the transcript as partial. Gene Ontology annotation, molecular function: protein binding. Lineage: Eukaryota; Metazoa; Chordata; Actinopteri; Cypriniformes; Cyprinidae.
UUAGAUGUUGAGGAUGGCUGUUUUCUCCAUGGGGACUGUGAGGAUGUCCCAGAUGUGGAUGCUGAGAUGGGUCGUCCUACUGGUGGGGCAACAGCUGAUACAAGCAGGCUUUAUAGAGGAUUAUGGAGUAAUGGGAGAUUCUAGUGACUUGACUAUGUGGCCAACAACACCAUCAGGCUAUUUUGUUCCAGUUCGUGCCAGUAACCAUGUCAACAACAUCUGUAGCAUGUGGGGAAACUUCCACUUCAAAACAUUCGAUGGGGACUUUUAUCAGUUCCCAGGCACGUGCGAGUAUAACCUGGUCUCGGACUGCCAAAGCGUCAUUCGCCAGUUCUCAGUUCACGUGAAGAGAACAGAACACAUCAGCAGCCCAAAAAUCAGCAGAGUCCUGGUUACCAUCAAUGACAUCACCGUCGAAAUCACUGUAGACAAGGUCAUCGUCAAUAAAGAAAAUAAAUUGCUUCCCGUGCAUGUCGCAGGGAUUCUUGUGGAAGAGAACACAAUUUACAUGAGACUCCAUUCAAAAAUGGGCAUAACUGUCAUGUGGAACAAAGAGGAUGCAGUCAUGGUGGAGUUGGACUCCAAAUUUUUAAAUCGCACAUGUGGAUUGUGUGGUGAUUUCAAUCGGGCUCCAGUUUAUAAUGAAUUUAUUCAAUCAGAAUUAGGAUAUGAACGAGAGGUAGGCUACAUUGAGUUUGGGAACAAGCACAAAGUUCCCAACCCAGAUGUGGAUUGCAAAAAUCCCUCUGAAGAAGACGAUGAGCAGAAUUUAGUAGAUCAUUCUGAAAAACAUCGGGAAGAUUGUGAUGACCUUUUGAAAGAUGCAGACUGGUUCUCCUGUAACAAGAUUUUGAACCCUGAGCCGUAUAUCGAGGCCUGUAUGAAUGACAUGUGCUUGUAUCAGCCUGAAGAUACUGACAACUCCACGCUUUGUGCGACUCUGUCUGAAUAUUCACGUCAGUGUUCCCACGCUGGGGGAACUCCGCCGACCUGGAGAAGAGCUGACUUCUGCGCUGUGGCAUGCCCCUACAAUAUGGUACAUUCUGAAAGCGGCUCCCCUUGUAUGGACACAUGCUUGCACAAAGACACAAACACACUGUGUGAGCAACACAACAUUGAUGGCUGCUUCUGCCCACCAGGAACUGUGUUUGAUGAAAUCUCAAACAUGGGCUGCAUCCCGGUGGAAGAGUGUCAGUGUAAGCAUGACCGCAUCUACAGCACAGGAGAGGUUCUCUACAAACAUAACACGGAAUGCAUAUGUAAGGAGGGAGACUGGAUCUGUACAAGUAUUCCUGGCCCUGGCUUGUGCGCAGUAGAAGAAGGAUCUCACUUUACAACCUUUGACGGGAAAGAAUUCACUUUCCAUGGAGAUUGCAACUAUGUGCUCUCAAAAGACUUUGAGGAAUCAAAGUUCAUCAUACUGGGUCAGAUUGUUCCUUGUGUUAGCCUUAAUACUGACACCUGCUUGAAAUCUAUAGAAGUGAUGUUUAACAAUGACAAGAACCAUCGUCUAGUGAUUAAAGCUGAUGGCACAGUUCAACAAAAUGCAAUAGUUUCACUUCCUUACACGACAGCUGACUUCACAGUGUUCAUGCCAUCAUCGUUUCACAUCAUGCUUCAGACCACCUUUGGGCUGCAGGUGCAGGUACAGCUGGUGCCUCUUAUGCAGGUCUACAUCACUGUGGACCAAAGCUUCCAGGGCAAGACUUGUGGUAUCUGUGGAAAUUUUAACAAAGUGCUGUCAGAUGAUCUGGAGACUCCUCAGGGAGUGGUAGAGGGUACAGCGGUUUCCUUCGCAAAUGCCUGGAAGACACAGUCCAACUGCCCCGACCGUACUGAAAGACUAGACGACCCCUGUUCCUACAGCAGUGACAUCGAGCACUAUGCUGAGUAUUGGUGUUCCCAGAUGAAGGAAAAGGGGAGCCUUUUUGCCCAAUGUCACACCACUGUCAAUCCAGACAGCUACUACAAAAGAUGCAAAUACUCCAGCUGUACCUGUGAGAAGAGUGAGGACUGUCUGUGUACAGUGUUCUCCUCAUAUGCACGGGCCUGUGCAUCCAAAGGAAUAAUCCUCCAAGGCUGGAGAGAAAUUGUGUGUGAAAAAUACACAGAGAAUUGCCCGGCCUCCCAGAACUACUCCUAUGAGCUGCAAGGCUGUCAGCGUACCUGUCUGUCUCUUGCCUCUGAGCGCCAAAGCUGCAGCGUUGACUUUGUGCCCGUUGACGGAUGCGCAUGUCCAGAGGGACUUUACCAGGAUCAGAAUGGACUGUGUGUACCUAUGGAAAAAUGCCCAUGUUACAACAAUGGCGUGACAGUCCAACCUGGCACAUCUAUUAACAUUAAGAAUGAACAUUGUGUUUGUGUGAAUGGAACAUUCCGCUGUCUGUCCUGGAAACCUCCAAUUGUGGAGUGUCCUCCUCCAAAGGUUUUCUUCAACUGCAGUACAGCACGUCCAGAUGAACAUGGAUUGUUGUGUGCACAGACUUGUAUGCAAAAGGAAAUGGAUUGUUUCUCGCAGGACUGUGAAUCUGGCUGCCAGUGUCCUGCAGGUCUACUUGAUGAUGGCAGAGGAAACUGUGUUAACCCUUAUGACUGUCCAUGUCCUCACAAUGGACAAUUUUAUGCACCAGGGACUGAGAUAACCGUAGACUGCAAUAACUGUACUUGUCAACACGGAACAUGGACAUGUACAAAGAAUAUCUGUCCAGGCAUCUGCACAAUAUAUGGAAGCGGACAUUAUAAAACUUUUGACCAGCAGAGAUUCGGAUUCAGGGGAGAGUGCAGUUAUAUAGCUGCUGAGGAUAAAUGUGGAAAUAAGACAGGAACUUUUCAUGUAAUCACUGAGAAUAUUCCUUGUGGAACAACAGGGACAACAUGCUCAAAGGCUGUUGUCAUCCUUUUGGGGAGAACUAAGUUAGAACUUUAUGGUGGGAAUGUAACAGCAUUUGAUACAGAAAGUGGCCCACAGAUCAGUUACAACAAGACAAUGAUUGGGAUGUACCUUGUUAUUGAUGCUGAUAUUGGACUGACAGUUUUGUGGGACCGCAGGACAACUGUUCGCAUCAUUUUGCAACCUCAACACAUGGGAGGUGUUUGUGGACUAUGUGGAAAUUUCAAUGGAAAUGGAAAAGAUGACUUUACUACUCAAGGCAGUUUACAAACCACAGAUAUAAUUGAGUUUGUUGACAGCUGGAAAGUGUUAGGCACCUGCCCUGAUGCUGCACCAGACUUUGACCCAUGCUUUAAGAACCUUGAACGAGAGCCAUGGGCAAAACUACAAUGUAGCAUCAUAAAAGACAGUGAAGGUGCAUUCAAACACUGCCAUAACAAGGUGGAUCCAAACCCAUAUUAUGAAAACUGUGUGAAGGACUCAUGUGCAUGUGACACAGGUGGAGAUUGUGAGUGCUUCUGUACAGCUAUGGCAGCUUAUGCUCAAGCCUGCAAUGAGGCAGGUGUUUGUGUGGACUGGAGAACCCCUGAGAUCUGCCCUGUGUACUGUGACUACUACAAUAAACCAGAAGGAUGCACGUGGCAUUAUAAUCCUUGUGGUAUACCUUGCUACAAAACCUGUCGCAACCCUUUUGGUAUCUGCAAUAACACUUUACCCAACCUGGAAGGGUGUUAUCCAAAAUGUCCAAAGGAUGAACCUAUUUUUGAUGAGCAAAAUCAGGUCUGUGUGAAAGAGUGUAUUCCCAGAUGCUAUGUCAACGGAAUCGAAUACAAGCCUGAAGAGAAUAUACCAACUGAUAAGUCCUGUCAUGAGUGUAUCUGUAAUGAACAUGGCAAUAUACAAUGUUUUCAAACUCCUGGGUGCUGUAACUAUGGUGGAAAACAAUAUGACCAUAACGACACCAUUUACAACAUUAAGGAUGACAUGGGAAUGUGUUAUUAUGCAGUUUGCAUAAAUGCCACAGUGAUUGCAACAGAGAAACCCUGCACAACACCUUCAACAUUUACCACAACUACAAGUACUCCUAUGGCACCUGUGUCAACACAAACACCACAUGUAACUAGUACAAGUACUGGCACUACACCUUUACCAUUUACAACCUCUUCCACUACCACAACUACUCCUUUGGCACCUACCUCAACAGAAACACCAUCUACAACUAGUACAAGUACUGGCACAACACAUUCAACAUUUACAACCACUUACACUACAACAAGUACUCCUUUGCCACCUACCUCAACAGAAACACCAUCUACAACUAGUACAAGUACUGGCACAACACCUUCAACAUUUACAACCUCUUCCACUACCACAACUACACCUUUGCCACCUACCUCAACAGAAACACCAUCUAUAACUAGUACAAGUACUGGCACAACACCUUCAACAUUUACAACCUCUUCCACUACCACAACUACACCUUUGCCACCUACCUCAACAGAAACACCAUCUACAACUAGUACAAGUACUGGCACAACACCUUCAACAUUUACAAUCUCUUCCACUACCAUAACUACACCUUUGCAACCUACCUCAACAGAAACACUAUCUAAAACUAGUACAAGUACUGACACAACACCUACAACAUUUACAACCUCUUCCACUACUACAACUACUCCCACAGAACCUGUGUCAACAGAAACACCACAUGUAACUAGUACAAGUACAGAGACAACACCUUUAACAUUUACAACCACUUCCACUACAACAAGUACUCCUAUGUCACCUGUGUCAACAAAACCCCCAUCUUCAACUAGUCCAACUACUGGCACAACACCUUCAACAUUUACCACAACUUCCACUGCAACAACUACUCCCACAGAACCUGUGUCAACAGAAACACCACAUGUAACUAGUACUAGUACAGAGACAACACCUUCAACAUUUACAACCACUUCCACUACAACAAGUACUCCUUUGCCACCUACCUCAACAGAAACACCAUCUACAACUAGUACAAUUACUGGCACAACACCUUCAACAUUUACAAUCUCUUCCACUACCACAACUACACCUUUGCAACCUACCUCAACAGAAACACCAUCUACAACUAGUAAAAGUACUGGCACAACACCUUCAACAUUUACAACCUCUUCCACUACCACAACUACACCUUUGCCACCUACCUCAACAGAAAUACCACUGACAACUAGUCCAAAUACUGCCACAUCAUAUACAACCACUUCCACUACAACAAGUACUCCUCUGUCACUUGUGUCAACAGAAACCCCAUCUUCAACUAUUCCAAGUACUGGCACAACACCUUCAACAUUUACCACAACUUCCACUACAACAACUACUCCCACAGGACCUGUGUCAACAGAAACACCACAUGUAACAAGUACAAGUACAACCACAACACCUUCACCAUUUACAACCUCUUCCACUACCACAACUACUCCCACAGAACCUGUGUCAACAGAAACACCACAUGUAACUAGUACAAGUACAGGCACAACACCUUCACCGUUUACAACCUCUUCCACUACCACAACUACUCCCACAGAACCUGUGUCAACAGAAACACCACAUGUAACUAGUACAAGUACAGGCACAUCACCUUCACAAUUUACAACCACUUCCACUACAACAAGUACUCCUAUGUCACCUGUGUCAACAAAAACCCCAUCUUCAACUAGUCCAAGUACUGGCACAACACCUUCAACAUUUACCACAACUUCCACUACAACAACUACUCCCACAGGACCUGUGUCAACAGAAACACCACAUGUAACUAGUACAAGUACAGGCACAACACUUUCAACAUUUACAACCUUUUCCACUACCACAACUAUUCCCACAGAACCUGUGUCAACAGAAACACCACAUGUAACUAGUACAAGUACAGGAACAACACCUUCACCAUUUAUAACCUCUUCCACUACCACAACUACUCCCACAGAAACUUUGUCAACAGAAACACCACACGUAACUAGUACAAGUACAGGCACAACACCUUCACCAUUUACAACCACUUCCACUACAACAAGUACUCCUAUGUCACCUGUGUCAACAAAAACCCCAUCUUCAACUAGUCCAACUACUGGCACAACACCUUCAACAUUUACCGCAACUUCCACUGCAACAACUACUCCCACAGAACCCGUGUCAACAGAAACACCACAUGUAACUAGUACUAGUACAGAGACAACACCUUCAACAUUUACAACCACUUCCACUACAACAAGUACUCCUUUGCUACCUACCUCAACAGAAACACAAUCUACAACUAGUACAAGUACUGGCACAACACCUUCAACAUUUACAAUCUCUUCCACUACCACAACUACUCCCACAGAACCUGUGUCAACAGAAACACCACAUGUAACUAGUACAAGUACAGGCACAACACCUUCACCAUUUACAACCACUUCCACUACAACAAGUACUCCUAUGUCACCUGUGUCAACAAAAACCCCAUCUUCAACUAGUCCAAGUACUGGCACAACACCUUCAACAUUUACCACAACUUCCACUACAACAACUACUCCCACAGAACCUGUGUCAACAGAAACACCACAUGUAACUAGUACAAGUACAGAGACAACACCUUUUACAUUUACAACCACUUCCACUACAACAAGUACUCCUAUGUCACCUGUGUCAACAAAAACCCCAUCUUCAACUAGUCCAAGUACUGGCACAACACCUUCAACAUUUACCACAACUUCCACUACAACAACUACUCCCACAGGACCUGUGUCAACAGAAACACCACAUGUAACUAGUACAAGUACAGGCACAACACUUUCAACAUUUACAACCUUUUCCACUACCACAACUAUUCCCACAGAACCUGUGUCAACAGAAACACCACAUGUAACUAGUACAAGUACAGGAACAACACCUUCACCAUUUAUAACCUCUUCCACUACCACAACUACUCCCACAGAACCUGUGUCAACAGAAACACCACAUGUAACUAGUACAAGUACAGGCACAACACCUUCACCAUUUACAACCACUUCCACUACAACAAGUACUCCUAUGUCACCUGUGUCAACAAAAACCCCAUCUUCAACUAGUCCAAGUACUGGCACAACACCUUCAACAUUUACCACAACUUCCACUACAACAACUACUCCCACAGAACCUGUGUCAACAGAAACACCACAUGUAACUAGUACAAGUACAGAGACAACACCUUCAACAUUUACAACCUCUUCCACUACAACAAGUACUCCUAUGUCACCUGUGUCAACAAAAACCCCAUAUUCAACUAGUCCAACUACUGGCACAACACCUUCAACAUUUACCACAACUUCCACUGCAACAACUACUCCCACAGAACCUGUGUCAACAGAAACACCACAUGUAACUAGUACUAGUACAGAAACAACACCUUCAACAUUUACAACCACUUCCACUACAACAAGUACUCCUUUGCCACCUACCUCAACAGAAACACCAUCUACAACUAGUACAAGUACUGGCACAACACCUUCAACAUUUACCACAACUUCCACUAGAACAACUACUCCUACAGAACCUGUGUCAACAGAAACACCACAUGUAACUAGUACAAGUACAGAGACAACACCUUUAACAUUUACAACCAAUUUCACUACAACAAGUACUCCUAUGUCACCUGUGUCAACAAAAACGCCACCUUCAACUGGUCCAAGUACUGGCACAACACCUUCAACAUUUACCACAACUUCCACUAGCUCAACUACUCCCACAGGACCUGUGUCAACAGAAACACCACAUCUAACGACCACAAGUACUGGCACAACACCUUCAACAUUUACAACCUCUUCCACUAGCUCAACCACAACUUUGCCACCUACCUCAACAGAAACACCACCGACAACUAGUCCAAAUACUGUCACAACAUAUACAACCACUUCCACUACUACAACUACUCCCACAGAACCUGUGUCAACAGAAACACCACAUGUAACUAGCACAAGUACUGGCACAACACCUUCAACAUUUACAACCUCUUCCACUACUAGAACUACUCCUAUGCCACCGAUGUCAACAGAGACCCCAUCUUCAAUUAGUUCAAGUACUAGCACAACCCCUUUCACAUUUACAACCAAUUCCACUACUACAACUACUCCUAUGCCAUCUGUGUCAACAGAAACCCCAUCUUCAACUAGGCCAAAUACUGGCACAACACCUUCAACGUUUACUACAACUUCCACUAUUACAACUACUUCCACUACUACUACUCCAACACCACAUAUAUCAACAGAAACAACACCUACAACUAGUACAAGUACUGGCACAACACCUAUAACAUCUACUCAUACACCACCUACCUCAACCGAAAUACCAUCUAAAACUAGUACAACUCGUUCCACAACACCUACUUUAAUAUUUACAUCUACUACUACCUACUCUACUAACACACCAAUAAAUAUUGUCCAUGGACAUUCCACAACCCCCCCUUUGAUUUAUCCACAAAUUGUUAAAACAUCUGUCUCUACACCGUUUUCACCUACAUCUGUAAGUCAGAGCACUACAUUCUGUUUUUGUGAACUACAAGGAAGAAAAUAUAGGCCUGGAGAGUCAAUAUUGGAACAGAAGCACAUUGGCUCAGGGAUUUGUCUCACCAUGAUCUGCUCCAUAACCUGUGCAAUUCAGAACAGCACUGAGCUAUGUCCUUCACCUAUAUCACCUACACCAGCUCCACAAUAUGACUGUCCUAGAUGGAGCAAAACUACUAACGAGAUUUUUAGCAUAUCUAAAUGCACCAUGGCAAAGUGCAUAAAGGGAGAGAUCAUUGAGAUUGUCCCAUUGCAAUGUCCUCUGCUCCAGAAAAUUACCUGUGAAAAUCAUCAGCCGGCAGUUCUGAUCUAUGAUAAGCACCAAUGCUGCCAGCAGUAUGCCUGUGAUUGCUUUUGUCAAGGCUGGGGUGGUUCACAUUACAUCACAUUUGAUGGACUCUUCUACAGUUAUAAAGGAAACUGCACUUACAUAUUAAUGGAGGAAAUUAGGCCUCAAUACCACUUGAAGAUCUACAUUGACAAUAACUAUUGUGGUAAUGGUGAGCUUGCAUCUUGUCCCAGAUCCAUUACUGUGUCUUACAAUGAUCAAGUCAUCACACUUAGGAAUGACAUUGGAGGUGUGGAUCUAGAGGCACUGAAGGACAAUGUUAAGCUAAUGCUGCCAUAUGCUCACAAUGGUGUGAGAGUAAUAAGCUCAGGACUAGACUUGUUUCUGAGUAUUCCAGAGCUGAAUGUUGGUAUAACAUUCAGAGCACUUGGCUUUAGCAUCAAUCUGCCAGUUCAGCAUUUUGGAAACAACACACAAGGACACUGUGGAACAUGCAACAACAACCAAGCUGAUGACUGCAUGAUCCCUGGAGGCAUCUUGGUCAAUGACUGUGAAGUGAUGGCGGAUUACUGGCCAGCCAGUGGUGUGAAUGGGAAAAUGUGCCAACCAACUCCAAAACCCCCAGUCUUGAAUAUAUCCCCACCCACGCCAAAGGCACCAUGCCUGGCCCAAUCUGAAUGCAACCUUCUCGAGAGCAAGCUGUUCGAAGCAUGCCAUUCCCACGUGCCUCCUAAAAACUUCUUUUUAGCUUGUCAAUCGGACAUCUGUAAUAUGAAAAACCCCACCAUAGUGUGUGCCAGUCUUCAGAGCUAUGCAAGUGCUUGCUCACAGGUUGGAGUCUGCAUGCACUGGAGGAACUACACUAAGCAUUGCAACAUUAAAUGUCCAGAAGAUAAAAUCUUUUUGCCUUGUGCUAAAUCUGAACCACCAACAUGUAGAGAUGGCUGUUUCAGGCCUAUGCAAAGCAUAACAGUGCCCACAGAAGGCUGCUUCUGCCAUGAGAACACAAUACUCUUCAGCAAGGAGUCAGGAUUAUGUGUGCCAAAAUGUGGAUGCUUGGAUCCUUCUGGCACACUGCGUGAGUAUGAUGAGCAUUUUUCGUACAACUGUGAGGACUGUGUCUGUGAUAGGGCAAGCCAAUCAGUGUUCUGUAAGCCCAAGAAGUGUCCUGAUGUAAAUCCUGAGAUCUGCACUGAGCCCGGCUUUGUGCUGGUCAAUGUCACCGAUCCCUCAGAGCCAUGCUGCAGCAAACAAGUUUGCCAUUGUUCUACUGACAUGUGCCCAAGUGGAUCAUGUACAAAAGAGUCCUGCAUUUAUGAUGCACCAGACAACACCAGACAUGUUCUCAAGAAUGGAGAGCAGUACACGUACAAAUGUGAAACUGUUACCUGCCGUCAAAUGAAUAAAUCAUUUGUAAUUGAGAAGAACAUCACAGAAUGUCCUUACCUGAGUUCAAAGGACUGUGGGCCUGGGUUUCAAUAUGAGGAAAAAGUUGGAGAGUGUUGUGGAACAUGUACACAAGUUGCCUGUAUUUAUGAUACACCAGACAAAACCAGACAUAUUCUCAAGGAUGGAGCAGUUGACAAUUACAAAUGUGAAACUGUUACCUGUCGUAAAUUGAAUGGCAUGUUUGUGACUGAGAAGACCAAAACAGAAUGUCCUUACUUGAGUUCAUUUGACUGUGGGCCUGGGUUUGAAUAUAUGAGAAAAGAGGGAGAGUGCUGUGGAUCAUGUAGACAAGUGGCCUGUAUUUAUGAUGCACCAGACAAAACCAGACAUGUUCUCAAGGUACAUUUCCAAAUAUUAUUUAUCAUUUCAGUUCAUCAUCUGGUCUGUUCUUCAGUCUUCAUGUUUCAUUCUUAU